Capronia epimyces CBS 606.96 is the source of this 2166-nucleotide messenger RNA. RefSeq lists its product as uncharacterized. Lineage: Eukaryota; Fungi; Ascomycota; Eurotiomycetes; Chaetothyriales; Herpotrichiellaceae. Gene Ontology annotation, molecular function: protein binding. The transcript has a single exon. The record is from RefSeq and is a predicted model, not a curated record. Bases 1 to 2166 code for a protein of 721 amino acids.
AUGUCAUAUACCCAACCUUCUUCUUCAUCGAUCGCCCCUCGCCGCAGGACGUCGCUCCUCGUCCACUGUCGUCCGAAAACUGCUUACGACAGUGUCCCAGAAAAUGAAGGCAUCGGCAAGAUACCAGUCUCUCGGAUGUCUUUGACGGCUCCCAUCACAGAUGAUGUUCUGGAUUGGGGCUCUUUCAAUAGCGACCAAGAAGAGGCGGGAGCAGGCAAUAACUGCACGGAGUUCGUCGACCCGUUCUCGAACUUUGCGGCAGGACCACAGACAAGACACCCUUUUCACCAGCGUCGGUACUCCGCUUUCACGCAGACGCUGAAGCAGGGCAUGUCUGAACUACGUACGCAGAUGCGAAGAAUGUCCCUCAGUGUCAAAGGGAAGAAUCCGCGACUCAAAGAGGAAUGGACAGAAACGAAACGACCUCAGUUGUUGCCCUUCAAAUCCGGGGACGACAUGAUAGACCUGGUUGAGGCCAUGUCCACUGUGCCCAAAUCUCGGGGAAGACCCAUGCGAAGCCCUAGCACACGAAGAAGACCAUCUCUUCCCCUACUGAAAUUCCAGAGCGGUCCCGAGCCAUGCAGAGAUAUCCCAGAUUUCCUCCCCCCUCGCAGCAGAGGACAGCCAUUCUUAUCCGAUCUGGUCUAUGGUGGAGCGGGGGCUAGGGCUUCCGCCGCCGCUCAGAAUGAGCUGUACCAUGCAUCGCGAACGCCCCCACUGCCGCCGUACCAGCCACGGGAAGGGGGCCAUGACAACAAGGACGAAUGCGAUGCGGAAAGUGGUAUCGGGAUCGUUCUUGAUAGUCGGGACCGUCGCGGAUCUUCUCUAGCUACAGCACAUGUGAUUUGUAGAGAUCCAGCGUCGGUUCUUGCCACGGAGCUCGUGGAGAACAUCCUGUCUUUCCUCGAUGUGGAGUCGUUGAUUCAGGCAGCAACAGUGUCUCGGCGAUGGCAUGGGGUAUGUCAGUCACAGGCUGUGUGGAAAAAGAUCUUCUAUCAAGAAUACGGUCAGAAAGCACCCUCUCCGUAUGCGGAUCUGCCUCUUGCCGCCGGCCUGGGCAAGAAGACGCCCGGCCAAGAUUUCAGGAAACUUUUCAAGGUCCGCACGUUAAUUGACAAGCGUUGGCGUAACGGAGAAGCGGCUGCAAUUUAUUUGAAUGGACAUAAAGACAGCGUCUAUUGUGCCCAGUUCGACGAACACAAGAUCAUCACAGGGUCGAGAGACAACACAAUUCGGGUUUGGGAUGCUCAUACCUAUCAAUGUAUCCGCAAGCUAGGACCGCCAAACAACCCCAGGGAGAGGCAGACCCUGGUAUCGGCUGCAGUGGAACCGCAAGGAGUCCUCCCAUUUUUCAAGGCCGAUGUAUCGUCUCCUGACCCGGUCUCUCCCGCCAUCGAGCUCUGGCAUCAAGCUUCGGUCCUCUGUCUACAGUACGAUGAGGAGAUAUUGGUGACAGGGUCCUCUGAUUUCUCCUGCCUCGUCUGGGCCAUCAAGGAGGAUUACAGACCUCUUUUCCGUCUUGUCGGCCACCAUGCUGGUGUCCUUGACGUCUGCAUCGACAAACGCCGGAUCAUCACGUGCUCCAAAGACACAACGAUCAAGAUUUGGGAUCGGGUAAGCGGCAAUUUAAUGAAGACAUUGGUGGGACACCGUGGCCCUGUGAAUGCAGUGCAGGUCCGAGGCAACCUGCUGGCCAGCGCUAGCGGCGACGGCAUGUCGAAGUUGUGGCGCCUGGAGGACGGUGUUUGCAUCAAGGAAUUCCAAUCCAAAGACCGUGGACUCGCAUGCGUCGAAUUUUCGGAGAACGGGCGCACCAUCUUUGCCGGGGGAAACGACCAGGUCAUCUACGAAUACGACACCGUCACAGGCAAUCGCCUCCGCGAGCUCAAGGGUCACCGAGAUCUGGUUAGAUCACUCCACCUCGACUCAGCAAAUUCGCGGAUCAUCAGUGGCAGCUACGAUCAUUCCAUCAAGGUGUGGGAUGCGCGGACCGGAGAGUCGGCGGAGGACGGAGGGCUCAAGAUCAAUUUUGAGGGCUGGACGUCCAGUUGGAUACUGGCGGCCAAGAGUGACUACCGCAAGAUUGUGUGUACAAGUCAAGACGGACGGGUGGUCAUCAUCGACUUUGGGUAUGGAAUUGAAGGCGUCGAUUUGGUCGAGGCCUAG